Messenger RNA from Cantharellus anzutake, 2121 nucleotides. RefSeq lists its product as uncharacterized. Lineage: Eukaryota; Fungi; Basidiomycota; Agaricomycetes; Cantharellales; Hydnaceae. The coding region runs from base 1 to 2121 and encodes 706 amino acids. The record is from RefSeq and is a predicted model, not a curated record. The transcript is spliced from 2 exons.
AUGGUUUACUACGACAGGUGUCUAUGUGGGGCACCUCUUUCCCCUGCCAAAUUGACAAAUCUAGAGGCAACGACGGCGACGUCCAUUUUCGAUGAUUGCGCUGCUGAAGACGGAGAACAAUCCAUAUACUGUUCUACGACGUGCGCACGUCAAGAUGCUCUCAAUUCUCUCUCUGCUCGAGAUCCAGCGACCAAUGUCUCUUCCGCUUCUAUCGGUCCAUCCAACAACUUCCCUUCCUCCAGGUGUCCUUCACUUUCCACAGAUUCAGAUAUCGACGAUGAGGAAGAUGAAGAAGGUGUGUGUUGGGAAUGGGUCGUUACACCCUCUUCGCAUCCCCAUCGUUCUCCUACUACCGCAACGACUCUUGCCGGGUCUGCGGCCAGGCGUAACCCAUUGUACGAGAGUCACUAUCAACGCGUCGUGUCUCGCAAAGAUGAACUCGGGUUCUGGUCUGGUGACGGUCGGCGUAGCCGGACUGGACAGUUGGAGGACGCGUCGAUGGAGAAUUUGACGCGCAUGUCUCCUCAACAUCUCCAGGGCAAUUCCGUUAUUGUCGAGGAAGAUGAAGGGUUCAUCGAUGAUAUCCCUUCUCGUUCUGAGGACGCGACGCCCAUCCCCCAGAAACGCGUUAAAGCGACGUCUGAGUCUGAUCGUAAGGAGUUUCCACCCAAUCCUUUGUCAAAGACUGCAUCGUUGAAUGAGUGGUGUGCGCAUGGAUUCCAUGGGGGUCAUGCUGUAUGUGUGGAGGACGACUAUGAAGAGGAAGAUUCGACUAGUUCUGAGUCCGAGUAUGUAGACUCGGGAUCGGAGACGGAUGAAGAAGGCGAUAAUUUCGUAUAUGAUCGGUUCUUGACUGAUUCGCAUCAUCUUCAACCCGUUCAUUCGCGUGCACCUACCCCUCAUCCGUCAGCCGCUCCUUCUCCAAUCGAACUCUCGAGAAACGUAUCUCCCGCUCCUCCUCUCCCUUCAAUCGACUUUUUCCCACCCAUGUCACUGGACGCGCAAUUGACCAACAACAUCCUCGAGGUCUCCUCCUCGCUUUCCUCUCCGCUGUCGAAGAGAACAGCACGAACGAACAUCCCGACACCUAUCGAUACGGCUCUCGCAAACGUCACCCGUUGUUCUUCUCCUCUCGCAGGCGAAACCCAAGAAGAUGAAAGUUGUAGUGAGUCGUCAAGCGAUGAUGAUGAUGGAGAUGGCCACGACGUCACUCAAACGUCAGGCUCACUUGCACGCCUCGUGGAAGCGCUGGAACAACUUGGAGACCCAUACUCGCCCCCUUCGUCGUCGUACGAAGAAGAUCCAGAAAAUGAUGAAGAAUUAGAUAAAGUCCUCUUUGUACCACCUUGUACACCAAGCAACACACGACGGCAUACACCUUCAUCACCUCUCAUCCCAACACCUACACAAAAUAUUCCAAGGUCCGUAUCCCCUCACCCUCCCUCUACGCCACUAGAUAUUUUAUCAUCUUUCCCUUUCCCUCCAUCGUUAUCAUCAUCAUCAUCACCAUCGCACCCUUUAGGCCAUCCUACAUCCCAAAAUCCCUCCCCACCUUCCCCUCUCUCCUCCAUACCCCCACCGCAGCAACAGUCGUCCUCCCCUUCACUCAUCCCCCCACAUUCUGCAAGUCCCUUCGCACCUUCUAUCAUCCAACUCCAACGCACUCAACCUGAACUCCUCACUUCCAUGUCGAUAGGCGGAGUCUUGGAAUUGAAACCUCUAAGUCCGUUAAGUCCAAUCAAAGUUUUCGCUCUACCCCCGAAACCUCAACCUGCCACCUCUUCUCCUCUCGUGACGGAGAAGAGGAAAGAAACGAUAGCGACCUGGAGUAUUUCGGGGUCGACUGGAAGAGGAGGGUAUGGAAAUUUUGGACAUGUGCAUUCGCAGAGUUUGCAUUGGAGGUGGGGUGUUAGCAGUGUUAGCAGCGCGACUGGGGAUGAUGCGGGGAGGAGACCUUCUAUGCCUAAUACGAGUGGGCAUAGGGAAAAGGAAGGCGGAGGGAAAAGGAUGAGUGGUGCGGCGAGGGUGUUGAGGAUGGUCAAGAGCAGUCCUCAUUUGGGAUUGGGGAUUGUGGGUGGGUCGGGUGGGUCUAAGCGUUGGUCUAAGAGUAAAGCGCAGUGA